GUCAAAUUCUUUAAGCUUCAUAACCUCUUUUCGUCUAUCCUAUUAUCGCAGCAUCACGUCAGUGUAACCUUGUGUGGGACAUGUUCCUGAAAAACCAGAUUCGACUUGUCGAGCAUCAAACCAGUUGAGCCCUAAAUAAAAUAAUUAAUGAGCCACUAGCCGCAGAUCCCAUCUCUUUUAUGCUCCCACGUCAACCACAUCAACAAAAAACAGUACCCCCGCUUGGAUGGGAAACGGAACUCAAUUUCGAUCCCGGAUAGAUAUCUCUGCCACAGGGAAGACAACCGCCGCUCGAGCGAGUGAACACAAUUCAAUGAAAGGAUUUCAAGACGUCAUCGACCAAACAUCAGAGCCGGCCUUCGAGAUCGUAGUCUUGGGAAGUGGUGGUGGACCCUUAGAGACAGAUUGCGCCGGGUACCUGGUGAAAGCUAUUGACCAACGCUGGGAGGAUGGUAUCCUGGGGCUAGAAGGAGGCUCAGGCUUGGGCGCUCUUUCAGCCUUGUUUUCUUCGCAAUCCCCAGAUACUAUGUUCCCUGGUAUCACUUUUCCUACGGACUACAGCACUCCUUUACUCCAGGCUUCUUAUGUCUUUUCCUUCGUAUCGGGCUAUCUCAUCACGCAUGCUCAUCUUGACCAUGUCCAGUCUUUGAUCAUGCUUACGGGUUCAGCACCUCCCCGGCCCAAUCUCGCAGCCUCCACCUGCGCCUCUGUUUCGCAACCUUUGCCUCCUCUGUGCCCCAUUGUAUACGGAACUACAGGAACAUUGGAAAAGCUGUCAACAGCAUACACUGGUCAGAUAUGGCCUGAGCUGGUAGCUUGGGUUCCAGGACACAAUGAGGAUCGCAAAACAGAAGCGCCAAAGAAGCGAAGAAAAGUGAAUCAAGCAGACAAGCAUACAAAAUCCAAAUCUCCUGAGUCUGAUACGCGACUUCCAUGUAACAAGAAUUCAACUGCUUCAUUAGUACUAUCACCCCUACAGACGAACAGCCCCCCUCAAUCACUAAUUGGCGCUCCUUCCUUAGGGGUCAGGCUAUACCCCCUAGUUCAUGGAAGUACAUCCAAAGAAACUUACGAGUCUUCUGGUGCAUUUAUCCGACAUAUGCCAUUACCAUAUCUUUCCCCCAAACCAGUGACCAGCGUUCGCUCAAGACGAAAGCCAGUGGAAGGCAAAGAAUUUCUUUUUUUGGGAGAUAUGGAAUCGGCCUAUAGGAAAUCAGGAGAAAAUGGCACGCAUCAGGAACUAAGAGCCAAGGCCGGUCGACUAAACUCCGUGAUAUGGGAAGAAGCGGCAAAGUCAUGGAUUGAAGGACGGUUAUGUGGUAUAUUUAUUGAAUGCUCGUAUGAUUCAAGUCGACUAGGACAGCACAUGUACGGCCACCUUUCUCCCCCCGCAGUCUAUCAUGAGUUGAAGGUACUUGCUGGUCAUGUUAGCCGAACAAAAACAAGGCCACUUGAUGGUCUGAAAAUAUUCAUAACACAUAUUAAGGAAAGCCUCGUUCCCCAUCCUGAAGGUAAAACCCAACAUGAGAUUAUAAUGGCCCAACUGCAAGAGUUGGAAAAAGAUGGGAAAUUAGGCGUCGCAUUCAUUCGCCCAGUAAAAGGCGAUCGCAUAAUCCUUUAGGUUGUAUUAGUAUGUUCGAAGUUGUAGAAUGGGAGAUGAGCUGGGGGAGUCUAUAAUCCUAUUUCCAUGGGCUGCUUGCAGUUUGCAAUCAUAUUGUUUUCGCAUGAUAAGGAAAAAGGGACUAUCUUCUCAAGUUCUAUUUCAACAUUACAAAUCCUUCCUGAUGGCAUCAGCAACGGUGUCGGCAAACUUACUCAUAAAUUUCCACCACCAUUCUAGAGAAAUUCCAUCUGCAUGGCGAUCGGCGUGCUUUGACACUAGGGCAAGAUAGCCAUAUACACCAUCGUUUUCAAUUGCUUCUGCAGUUGCUUUAGAACUGAUAUUGCCACCAGUAACACGAGCAGUCGGAUUGAGAGUAUCAAGAAGGAAGAUACUACAUACGUACAGAACAAGUACUAUAUAACCUGCUCCGCACCAACUACAAGGAUAUAUCUAUUUACGUUAAUACAGUCGCUCAACUGCUCAACUCCAUCGAGAAUAAUUUGAGGCCAUAGAGGGUCGGAAUGAUGGGAUAUCAUUGGACAUGAUAGUUGGUAGAUGUGUCGAAACGCAGCUGACGAAAGCGACAAUGAUA
Cryptococcus deneoformans JEC21 is the source of this 2195-nucleotide messenger RNA. Its product is annotated as cAMP-specific phosphodiesterase, putative. Bases 227 to 1621 code for a protein of 464 amino acids. NCBI's taxonomy places the organism in Eukaryota, Fungi, Basidiomycota, Tremellomycetes, Tremellales, Cryptococcaceae. The transcript is spliced from 8 exons. Gene Ontology annotation, biological process: cGMP catabolic process; negative regulation of glucose mediated signaling pathway; cAMP catabolic process. The record is from RefSeq and is a predicted model, not a curated record. Gene Ontology annotation, molecular function: 3',5'-cyclic-GMP phosphodiesterase activity; 3',5'-cyclic-AMP phosphodiesterase activity.